Molecule: messenger RNA, 1407 nt
Organism: Punctularia strigosozonata HHB-11173 SS5
Lineage: Eukaryota; Fungi; Basidiomycota; Agaricomycetes; Corticiales; Punctulariaceae
Product: cytochrome P450
Exons: 9
Coding region: 171-1115 (314 amino acids)
Molecular function (GO): oxidoreductase activity, acting on paired donors, with incorporation or reduction of molecular oxygen; monooxygenase activity; iron ion binding
Source: RefSeq, a predicted model, not a curated record
CAGACAGGAGUUCAGCGUUCAGGCUCGCUGGAAUCUUCGCCGAGGCUCAAGAUACGCUCAGGCUGGCUGGCGGGUUUGGUGACCAGUUCACCUUGAGUUACUGUCGCAAUCGCAUCACGUUCCGCGUCUCGUACCCAAAUCUCGUCGCGCGUCUCUCUCACCCAUCUGCCAUGUACAACGCAGCCAUUCUGUUGAGUGCCGGAAUUGUCGUCGUCGGGAUAUGGACGCUCUACAAGAAAGCUAUCGUCAAGUCAAUGGUAAAGACCCUACCCAGCCUUACACCGGCAUCGUGGUUCUAUGGCAAUAUGCAGCAGCUUCUGGGUUACGAAGCUGGACCGUUACACGAUAACAUUGUAUGCAUGGGAUCUGUCGUCAAAGUGCAUGGACUCAUGGGGGAUGAGCAGCUGUAUGUGUCCGAUACUCGGGCUCUGUAUCACAUCCUGGUGAAAGAUCAGGACCUUUUCGAAGAGAGUUUAGGCGUUGUCGAGUCAUCGAGAUUGUUCUAUGGGCAAGGCCUGAUAGGAAGCGUCGGGGAACAGCAUAAAAGGCAGCGCAAGUUGCUCAAUCCUGUCUUUUCGACGUCAAAUCUCCGCCAGAUGAAGCCCGUGUUCUCUCAGGUCACCGAACAGCUACGCGCUGGCAUCACGAAACUCGUCCAGAACGGCGAAACUGUUGUCGACGUCUUGGACUGGUCUUCUAGAUCCGCGCUCGAAUACAUUGGAGUAGGAGGGCUAGGGCACUCAUUCGGCGCAUUAGGAGAGAACGCGGAUAACGUAUACAGUCACGCUGCGGAAAGCCUCCUCCCUAACGCGUUCCCGUAUUUCCCGCUGAUACAGUUUCUUCCGGCGCUGACGACCCCGCUCCCCGCUAAGAUAAGGAGGUGGAUUGUGGAAUUGCUUCCUAUUCGCGAGGUCCAAGAGCUGAAAUAUGUCAUCGAUACCAUGGAGAAGACCAGCGUCGAUAUAUACAGGAAGAGAAAACGGGCGCUCCUGAGCGGCGAUGGUGACAUGAAGGAGACUCUGACGAACGGGAAGGACAUACUCUCGAUCCUCAGUGGGUGGCGUUGUUCACGUCCCGUGUCAUGGCUGAAGCCCAGUGAAAACAACGGAUUUUGAGAGCGUAUUGUACAGGAUAUCCCAGGAGAAAUCACAGGAUAAGCGGAAGAAGCACCAGAGUGAAGCGGCCUCGCAGGACCUCGCUAUCAUCCGGAGGCACCUGCAAUCAUCCACGAUUUUGAGACUAAGUUACAUAGCCACUGCUUCGCAACAGAGCGCCAAGGAAUCCUUCAGUAUCUUUCCGGUUCUCCCGGAUACCUCGUGGGGGAUCACUUGUGUAAGCGUAGCAUGAAUGUCGCGUACCGUACAGAUUGUCAGCGGAUGCCGAAGCACAAACAUUCGAGCACAUCCG